Trematomus bernacchii (emerald rockcod) is the source of this 1619-nucleotide messenger RNA. It is a transcript of the gene rhno1, whose product is annotated as RAD9-HUS1-RAD1 interacting nuclear orphan 1. The transcript is spliced from 3 exons. NCBI's taxonomy places the organism in Eukaryota, Metazoa, Chordata, Actinopteri, Perciformes, Nototheniidae. Gene Ontology annotation, biological process: recombinational repair; cellular response to ionizing radiation; DNA damage checkpoint signaling. Bases 145 to 1038 code for a protein of 297 amino acids. Gene Ontology annotation, cellular component: nucleus; chromosome. The record is from RefSeq and is a predicted model, not a curated record.
ACAGGAUGACGGAAAACAAGGGAAGUUCCUAGUUGACAACAACAAUGGAAUACCUAACGUUUUAUGCAUGGGUUAAUUUUUUGCAAUAAUAACUAUGUCUAGCGCGAAGCAUAACAUUUAGGUGUUCAGGAAUGAUCAUUAUUAAUGCCCCGUAAAGCCAAAAAGACAGAGAAGCCUCCCCUGCCGUUCCUGGAGCAUCCUGUGCGUGGAGUCAGACUCCAAAAUGUACCUGAAGUCCGAGCAGCACUCAAUCCCAAAGAGUUUUUCACAGAGACACAGAACAGUUCAUCUCUAAAUUCUUGGGUAAGACCAGAAUUUGAUCGUUCAGUUGCAGCUGCACUCCCAGUGAAACGAGGCGGAAGAAAAAAGUGCCUCUCUGCCACAAGCAUUCUUGACAAUUCCAGUCAGCUGUCCAGGAAAAAGAGUGUGUGCCAAUUCCCCUCAUUAUCGUUUCAUACAAGGUCAAGAGACCAAUCUAAUCAACAAAGGAGUACACACACAAAUAAAUCUUCAGAGUCUCCCGAUGUGUGUGAAACAGGAAAUCAACCACAGGGAGCGUGCCAAAUCAAAAGGACUGCAAAGCACUCAGACACACCAAAGAGACAGACAUCCACAUUCAGAAAAAGGAAUGUGAAGACACUUUCCAAUGAGGCUGCAUCCUCCAGUAGGUGUUUGGACCCACCUGAAAAUCCAUCUAUUCAAGUGACAGAGAGAUGCAGUAUUCCAGCAGAUGGUGAUGCGACACCGGCCUCCAAAACGCACAGCACCACUGAGGUCAGCAGUGUCAGUCCACCACCUGAUGUUGACACUCCAAAAGUAAUUCAAGAAGGGAGUAGUCAUCCCUCCUCAUCCUCUCCACACUUGCUACAGGCUCAGCCAUGUACACCACCAUGUAAUCAGCUACCUGAAAUGUUAGUGGCUGACACACCAGAGAGGGAUUAUGGGUUGAAGGUGACAUGGAGGAAGAGGAGGGGUCUGAUGUUGUUGUUAAAAGAGAGGGGCCAUCUCUCGGACUCAGAUGUGUUUAAUCACAGCUGAUUUGGUAAGAAGAAUAGAAGGCAAUGAUGAAAAAAGACAUUGAUUAUUCAUUGGACUGCUUCUUCUAUAAUUAUUUGUCUAAACUACUGUGAUGUGUAAGGUGAUGAUCAUAUUUCAGUUCAUUUACUGUUUACCUUUUUUUUAUUUUGAACAUCAUAAUGAUAAACCAAGGAUGUUAUUAAAUAACUUUCUGUCACCCACCCACUCAAAACCCUGAUACUUAUCGUACAAAUUAAAUAAUGAGCAAAUCUAAACUGCAAUAUCUAAGUUAUAAUUUGUUCCUAUUUAUUGAGAUUCAUCCCAAUUGUACUGUAUUUUUAUAGACUAUGUUGCAAAUUAGUGACCGCCUUUAUAUUCAUACAUAAUUCUGACCUUUUGCAAUACAAGCUAGUUGUUUUAGUAUUAUGCUUCUCGAUGUUUAUUGCAGAUUUGAGAGAAAAAAGGUCUAGCAGGUCUAUGAGCUGUAUAUGAUAUCACAUGCCUUAUGGAUCUAAUCUAACCCUAUACAAUUUUGUCAAUAACGUAAAAACUCGAGUCACUUUUGUAAUAAAACCAUGGUUGCGGCUGAAAGACAAUUUGAA